Molecule: messenger RNA, 5118 nt
Organism: Procambarus clarkii (red swamp crayfish)
Lineage: Eukaryota; Metazoa; Arthropoda; Malacostraca; Decapoda; Cambaridae
Source: RefSeq, a predicted model, not a curated record
GGGGCGGCCUAGCCUCCACACUCACCACCAAACAAUAUAUUACUGGCGAAAGUGUCACCAGUGAAGCGUUUUGCGUGUGUUAACCGGUUCUUCUCGUGACGGACGAUUAGUACCAACUGUGGGGGGAGUCAGUGCAUGGAUAGUGACAUGUAUGCUUGUUGUAGUGACAACAACGACGUUAAAUAACACUUGGGGAGGGUUACUCGCCGCCCUCUUCAGAGCAUCACCGUCGUGAUGGACAGCUCCUCUACCCCGAGGGUCGGGUCAGGAGGCGCACACAACACUUGUCUCAAGUCAUUCUGACAGCUCUCAGAAGCGAGAGUAGGAAUUAGAAUUGACGGGGCCAGAGGACUAUAGUUCUUAAAUUGGACGUCACAGGUUGUUUGCGCCGGCAAGAUGGUACUACAGAACCUCAAGCUGUACCGCCUCCAGAGGCUAAACACCUUUCAGCGUCUGAACUUCAUGGCCAUACAGGAUCCAAUCCCCGAACACAAAGAAAGAUGUUGCAUAUAUCACAGCGGGAACAUCAGACGGGGAGCGUGGUCGUGUGAGGCACAGCCGAGCCUUGGGGGUAGUCGCGUCUCUCGUAGCUUUGUUAAGAAAAAGUUGAUUGAGACAGACUCCAAGUCCCUCAACUCACUCUCCACACAGUCUGUGGGGUCGGCCCCUGGCGCUGGUCACUCACGCAAGUCUUCGGACACUUCCCAGAUCUCUGUGGCUUCAGGAGGUUCAAGUGGGUCUUCAGGAGGAGGCUCAACUGGGGGAUCACAACUACAGGAUCCAGAAGAGGAUCUAUGGGGGCUAUGGGGACGGCUAGUCAACGAUUGGGAAACAUGGAACAAAAAGAAGAGCAUGCAGAUGAAGGAGUUGGUACGUAAAGGUAUCCCCCAUCAUUUCCGAGGGAUCACUUGGCAGCUUCUUUGCUCAGCACACAACUCUCCAGAGAAAGCCAAAUAUGCAGAAUACCUCAGAACUACAUCAGCGUGUGAGAAGGUAAUUCGUCGGGACAUUGCUCGCACUUAUCCUGAGCAUGACUUUUUCAAGGAGAAGGAUGGUUUGGGACAAGAGAGUCUGUUUAAUGUUAUGAAAGCAUACUCCCUGCAUGACCGAGAAGUUGGUUACUGCCAAGGUUCUGCUUUCAUUGUUGGACUUCUACUGAUGCAGAUGCCAGAGGAGGAAGCCUUUGCCGUUUUAGUCAAACUAAUGCAGGACUACCGGAUGCGCGAGAUGUUCAAACCCUCGAUGGCAGAAUUGGGGCUGUGCAUGUACCAGUUGGAGUGUCUCAUCCAGGAACACUUACCAGACCUUCAUGCUCACUUUACCUCGCAGAGCUUUCACACAUCAAUGUACGCUUCAUCAUGGUUCUUGACGUUGUUCUCCACCACGCUGCCUCAGCCUCUUGCGUGCCGUGUAAUGGACUGCUUCUUGGUGGAUGGUUUAGAAGUUAUAUUCAGGACGGCCCUAGCCUGCCUCACACUAGGGAAAGAAGACCUCUUUUGUAUGGACAUGGAGGGAAUGCUCAAGUAUUUUCAACGAGAUUUGCCAGCUAAGUUUGAAGGCGAUCCUGAAGGCUACUUUUCUCUGGCAUACUCUCUACGGUAUAAUGUUAAGAAAAUGAAGAAAAUGGAGAAGGAAUACACAGCAAUGAAGACUAAAGAGCAAGAGGAAUUGGUUGAGCUAAAAAGACUACGGACAGAAAAUAGAUUACUCCGUCAAAGAAUAGACUGUUUGGAGGCGGAAUCUUCUGCUCUUGCUGACAGACUCAUCCAGGGUCAAGUAUCACGAGCUGAGGAGGCAGAACAUAAUUUUGCCAUUAAGCGAGAGCUUGCCGCUCUGAGGCAACAUGAUGGGGAAACGAUGGAAGCUUUAAUGGAUGCUCGAGAUAAGAUCCGGAAAUUAACUGGAAUGAUCGAAGAGAAUUGCUCGUCUCGUGAGUCAUCUCUAGCAGAACUUAUGGUCAAAGAGGAGGAACUAAGACAAAAGGAAGAGUUGGUUAAAUGUCUUCAAGAGGAGCUAGUUCAGGUUAGAUUGAAAACAGCCGAGGCCGAGGCAACUAUUAGAGAUCUUAGAGCCAGGAUCCAGGAGCUAGAAGAGGAGCAAAAGAAAUUGAGAGAGGCAACUCCAGAACAUUCUGUAGCUCAUUUACAAGAGGAAUUGAUUGCCGUACGAUUAAGGGAGGCAGAAGCCAACUUGGCCCUCAAAGACCUGAGACACAGAGUUCAAGAAUUAACACAACUUUGGACAAAGCAUGUUCAGGAUCAGCAUGGAGACAAGAGCGAGGCAGCCAAGCCAGACGUAACGAGCACACCAAGCAAAAAGCUUGGUCUCUUCUGGGACAGGUCACAUGAAGCUGCCAAGCUGGAGGAGGAGCUCAUGACCACCAAAUUACAUGAGACUGCUGCUGUGGCAGAGCUCAAGGAGGCCAGAUUAAAGGUUAUGGAGCUUGAAACGGCAGUACAAGUGUCAACUAACCAGAUGAAGCGGCAAGAGGAGGAGAACAAGCGGUUGCAAGAAGCUCUGGAUGCUGCCGAGGCCAAUAUUCGCACAAUGCAGUCUCAGCUGGGUGAUCACAAGAGAAAAUACACUGACCUCGAAAGCCAGAUGAAGGAGGAAAAGAUGCUGGCAAGAAUUCGUGAAGCCGAGAAAUCUCAGAGCUUAGCUGAGCUCACACAGAAAAUAUCCUCAUUAGAAUAUAAGAACCAGGAAUUGGUCACAGAAGGUGAAGUGUCUCGGGUUGGUGGCAGUGACAGUGAUCAAGUUCCCCGACUCCAAGAUAAGGUGGCUGAACUUCAGUCAGAGAUUGCACGUCUUACUGCAAUCAAUCGGCGGCUGACGCGAACUGUAAGCAUGCAGAGGCUGGACUUUACAAGUGGACCAGAAUCUGAUAUUGAGGACACAGAAGAUUAUAGAUUGUGCUUAGAAGAUUCGGAUUCAUCGCCAAAGAAAUAUGACUAUUCAAUUAAAGGGGAAAAUGGAGUAGUUGAGCACUCAAGAGAUGAAAGAGUAAGAAUACCUUCUACUGGCAGUGAUAGAUCAACACCCUCACCCUCUCGGGAAACUGCAAACAGAAAAACGUCACAAACUCUUGCUGAUGCAUUCCUUGAGCAGUUACCAGAAGUCAGAAAUUGGGAUGAUGCAUAUCAAAAUGGCUCUGCAACUUGUGAAGAGAGAGAAGCAUACUAGUGAUCAUGUUGUGAACUUGUGCAAGUUGGUAUAAGGUGAUUGCUAAUGAUAUGCAACUAAUGAAAUGGACAGCUUUAAAAUAUGAAGUAGAUAUAAGAACAUUUUUAUUAAUGUACAUAAAAUUGGGAAAGAAGUCGUUGAAUUGUGUGUACAUUUCUAUGAUGCAGAAAAGUCCUUACACGUGGGACACUAGAGAUGAUAAGUUGUCGUGUGUUAUUGGGUAUUUGGCACUCUUAAGGCUAGCUCAUCCAUUUUACUCUGUAGACCACAUCAAUUUCAUGUGAAUUUGAGUGUAUUUAUACUUUCAUAUAACCAGUAUGAGAUUUCUAUUCAAAUUAUUUAAUUGCAAUUUUGUUCAAAAUUGGGCAAAAUAAUAUAUUAGUAACGUUUGGAGAUUCAACCUCACUGAUACCAAAUAAAGCCUACUAAUUGACGCUGAAGGUUCUUGACAGGUGGCUUAAACAGUUUGUGUGAGGUUGUAUGCAAAACGGUUAUUUUUUUUUAUGUGGAGUAACCAGCAAAUAAUACGUUGUUGGUUACCUGACCUAGUAUGUCUUGAUUAUGUAGCAGUGUCCACAAUAUACCAAUUACCCAGGAUACUAGUAUCUUGGGUUUUAUAGCUCAUUUUGAUAAAGAAGUGCAAAUGAGAAUUGCACUGACUCUGGAAAAGUAGAAUUAAGGUAUUGAACUGUAGAUUAGAAGUUUGUUUAAAUGGGCUAUUGAGAUUUGUUCCAGGAUUGAGACAUGACAGAAUACCAGAAUGUAGCAAUAGGACAUGCUUCACAGGUAUCUAUAGGCACAAUCAAUGUAAAGCUGUGAUGUUUUCCUUGAGCCUUCACUUCUCUUGGGAGAAGGUGGGUUAACGAAACCAAAACAAAGAUAUAUAUUUAUUUAUUUUAGGUUUCCUUUUAUAUGUACUUACAUUAUGUGUAUAUAUAUAUAUAUAUACUGUACUAGAUAACAGCUGAUUUACUCAAUCUCUUAUUUCUGGUUAUUGUAUAUUUUCAACGAUUUUGUAUUUUUACUUAAUGUCAUACUACGUACAUCCUUAUUAAAGUGUCUUCCUUAAAAUCAUGGAUGGGAGUGACAAUCACAAGGUGCAGUCCAUUUAAUUUUUGCUAUGACUUUCAUAACUUUUGGCAUAUAAAUAUAUAUGUAUAUUAUAUAUGUAUUAUAUAUAAUAUAUAUUUAUAUAUAUUUAUAUAUAUAUUAUACAGUAUAUUUAUUUAUAAAUAUUUAUAUAUAUAUUUAUUUAUAAAUAUUUUACUAUGCUGCAAAAUUCUUAUUUCCACCUUUUAAAACUAACUUAUAACUGUCCCAAAGGUGCUACAUUUGCUCCUGUGAUUGUGGUUUUGUCUUGCUUUAAAAUUGCUCAUACACCAACUAGAUUCAGGUCAUUUUUAUAUAUAUAUAAUAUGUUUGCAAGAGUUUAUUGAUAUUAAUGCAAAACAGUUAAUGUAAAUGCUCUAAAGCAAUUUGAGACCCCUCCCUCCCUCCCAUAUGCUUCAAAAAGGAUUGCUCCUGUAUGUAUGUGGCUUAUUGUUUAUUAUUCACUCACUGUUACAGCUGUUAUUUGCAAGCAUACUAGAUCUGUACACACAGGCACCCGUCACUUAGUAAUAGAAUUUAUUCAAUACUCAAUAUUUCGAUACUUACAAAUAUCUUAUAGGAAGAAAUUUGCACCUACUGUGUUGGUAUCAUCAAUAGUAACAAAUUUCAAGAUGUGAACUAUGUUCAUGGUAACGUCAGGAGGUGGUGGUGGUGGUACUACUACUACUAUUACUCCUACUACAAAACUUUGAUAUUGAAUGUUAUUAUUAAGUUCACUAAUGAGGGAAGGACGUGUGAAUAUUUAAUCUGGGAUAAUGACAUUCCAGUGUGAAGUUUAUCUUUAACACCAAUGAUACUUCAAUAAAAUAAACAUCACUAAGAGAG